Molecule: messenger RNA, 393 nt
Organism: Pieris macdunnoughi
Lineage: Eukaryota; Metazoa; Arthropoda; Insecta; Lepidoptera; Pieridae
Source: the annotation of a GenBank genome assembly
AUGGGUACUCCACAGCACUCAGUGAAACUGAUUGCCAGCCUAUAUGAGAAGAGUGAGUCAAUAGUCAGGGUAAACGACGUAGAGGCUGCGUCUUUCGAACCGCAAAGAGGGGUUCGACAGAAAUUCAUCCUUCUGUUCAAUACUUAUGUCGAAUAUAUGGACGCAUUUCGAUUAGAGGGAACAAAACAACCUCCGAUACGCAGACACAACGUUAUUUGCCUCCUCGGAACGUGGAAUGGCGGAACUUUUUACCAGAGUGCAGCAAGCAAGCGAAUGGUCGGUCUUUCUAUUAAUAAGGUACAGACAAAAGUCAUGUUAGUGGAUCGGGUUGGACUCCUCACACGUUCUGGAGAACUGCCGGACUUUGAAUUUGUGGGCAAAUUUUAUAUUUAG